AUGGCAUUCGCCUCUGCACUUGCGUUGUCGCUCUUCGCCGUCUCUGUGAACUCCCAGUUCCCGCCCAAACCCGAGGGUGUUACUGUGCUGCCGUCCAGAUUUCACCCAGGCGUAACGAUUUCAUACAAAGAGCCGGGAAUCUGUGAAACCACACCAGGAGUAAAAUCAUACGCAGGCUACGUGCAUCUGCCAGUAGAAGCUCUCAAUGAGACGUUUGAACACAAUGGUUAUCCCAUCAACACCUUCUAUUGGUUCUUCGAAUCACGCAAGGACCCUGCAAAUGCACCUCUCACGAUCUGGCUCAAUGGCGGACCGGGAGCAUCGAGUCUUCUGGGAGCGCUCUCCGAAAACGGGCCUUGCUUCAUCAAUAAUGAUUCAAUGACAACAACUCUCAAUCCAUGGUCCUGGAAUAACGAGGCGAACUUGCUCGUCAUCGAUCAGCCUAACCAAGUUGGUUAUUCCUAUGAUGUCCUGACAAAUGUGACCGUCAACAUUGCAUCUGACGAUGAGGGUGGUGCGAUCAAACCUGCCGACUUUGACAAGUUUAUUCCCGAAACCAACAACACAUUCCUCGUUGGCACUGCUGGGAGCCAACUUGUGAACAGUACUGCCAACAGUACGCUUCAUGCCGCAGUUGCAUUAUGGCAUUUCGCACAGACAUUUUUCGAAGAGUUUCCUGCGUACAAACCCAAUGACGAGCGCAUCAGCCUUUUCACAGAGUCAUAUGGAGGUCAUUACGGCCCAGGAAUCAUCGAUUUCUUCAUUCACCAGAAUGAAUUGAUCUCAAACGGCACGAUAUCGGGACCAGGUGCUCACUAUCUACACCUGAGCACCCUCGGCAUCAUAAAUGGGUGCAUAGAUAUGUAUGACCUAGCAAGGUCCUACGUCACAUUUCCAUACAACAACACAUACGGCAUUCAGGUGUACAAUCAGUCAAGAUAUGAGUGGGCAUUGAACGAGCUCGAGAAGCCUGGUGGAGGGAAUGAUGCUAUCGCCGAAUGUCGCAGACUUCAAAACUCGACUGACGAUCGUGAUCACAAGGCUGUGCGAAAGUUGAACGCAAUGUGCUCCCAGGCCGAGGAUCAGGUGAUGGGAUUUACUGAAGAACUGUUUGCACAGAACGACAACGCUGCACGGUUCGACAUCACGCACGAAGCACAAGAUCCAUUUCCAGCUCCGUACAUGUUCGGCUGGCUCAACCAAGCACAUGUGCAACAGGCCCUGGGCGUUCCCGUCAACCACACUUGGGCCUCGUCCGCAGUCGGUGCUGCCUUCUCAAAAACCGGUGAUUUCGUGAAAGGCGGACAGUUGCAGAAUCUGGCAUACAUCCUGGAUCACGGAGUCAAUGUCGCUCUGCUUCACGGCGACCGCGAUUACGCUUGCAAUUGGGUGGCUGGCGAGGCUUCUUCGCUCAGCAUUCCCUGGUCAUCGAAGGCGAAAUUUGCAGAGGCUGGCUACGCUCCUGUUGCGCUGUCCUCGCCCUACGUACAAUCCGGUGGCCUUGUACGACAAUAUGGCAACCUUUCUUUCACCCGUGUCUAUCAGGCUGGUCACAUGGUACCCUCAUACCAGCCUGAAGCCGCCUACGACAUCUUCAUGCGGGCGAUUACUCAUCGUGACAUUGCCACAGGUCAGAUCGACUUAAGGGAAGUUGAGCAUUACGCAACCACGGGACCGAAAGACACCUGGUGGUCGAAGAGCGAUAUAUUGCCCGCGCCACCGCACGAAUGCUAUAUACCCGCUCUCAUGAUGCGUUGCUCUGACGACGAGAUCGCUUCAGUCAUCAACGGGACUGCUCUCGUGAAGGACUGGAUUCUUGUUGGCAAGGAGGAAACUCGUGAUGAAGUCACAGUGGUUGCAUCCUCGCAGACGAGCGCUCAAAAGCCGCUCGUGGCUUGA
Dissoconium aciculare CBS 342.82 is the source of this 1899-nucleotide messenger RNA. RefSeq names its product secreted carboxypeptidase-like protein. Gene Ontology annotation, cellular component: fungal-type vacuole. Lineage: Eukaryota; Fungi; Ascomycota; Dothideomycetes; Mycosphaerellales; Dissoconiaceae. Gene Ontology annotation, molecular function: serine-type carboxypeptidase activity. The transcript has 4 exons. The coding region runs from base 1 to 1899 and encodes 632 amino acids. Gene Ontology annotation, biological process: proteolysis. The record is from RefSeq and is a predicted model, not a curated record.